UUCAAGUGUCAUUGCUAUCCUUUUGCCUUCUCCUUAGUAUCUUCUUUAUUGGUCUCUUUCUCUGCAAAUUCUAUCCAAUCCUUCCUUUUUUGUGUCAUUGGUCGUUAGGGAAUACUCAUCCAUAUACUAGUUUUGUUCGUUGGUUGACAAAUAAAUCUCUUCCAAAUCAAAGCUUGCUAUACACCCACCUAUCUACAAACAUGGAUAAAAGUAGAAAGCAAGCAAUGGGUUCUUCCUCAUCAACCAUGAAUUUCGAUCAUCUCUUUGGCCCCAAGGACUCAUCCUCUACUUCAUCUUCCACCACCAGCAUCUUUGGCUCCAUUUUUUCCCCUUCAUCAUCUGCUGUUGGAGGGAGAGAUUCAAGAACACAAGAUGUGGGAAACAAAAAAUUUGGAGCACCAGGACUUGGAUUCGUUGUAGGAAUUCACCGUAAUAAAGGUGAAAAUAGCAGUGCCAAUUAUCAGAAUGAGACUGUGGAGCCUAUUUACUUCAGCUCUUCGAUCUACUAUGGUGGUCAAGAAAAUUAUUCCCCGAGAAGCAGGACCACUGAACCCCACCAUGUUCUGAAAAAAGAUAAGGAUAAUGAUGAACCCACUGGCAACGAUUCAAACAGCGCUACAAGAGGGAACUGGUGGGAAGGUUCCCUUUAUUAUUAAUAUUACUAUGCCAUGGGAAGAAAAAUUCGUCAUCCUGCAGACCAGUACUAUUGCAGGGUGAAGAUCGACCACUUACACUGCUGUCUACUGUAAUUAACUCUAUGGAAAUAAGUCAUGGUAGAACAUAUAUACUACAAGGCUACUAGUCUUUGGUCUACGUGUUGGGUCCUUUUUGUCCCAAAUAGCCGAUAAGCUAGUCCAUCAUCAACCAAGCUCGGGCUUCACACUUAAGCUAAUCUCCUCAGCAGUGAAACCUCAAACAGUAGCUUGAGGCCAAAACUGCUGCUCCUUGCUUUGUAUUUCAUUAAAAAAGUCUUGUAUUGGUAUCUUAACUUUAGAUUUUUGUUGCGUAAUGAUGUGAUCCUGUUCCAUGUACUCUGUGAUUUGCGGGUCUUCAUCCUCUGUAGACUGUAGUAAAACUUACUGCCAUGACAAGUAAUAAUAACACUUCUUGCUUCCUUUUGAGUGU
Molecule: messenger RNA, 1125 nt
Organism: Gastrolobium bilobum
Lineage: Eukaryota; Viridiplantae; Streptophyta; Magnoliopsida; Fabales; Fabaceae
Exons: 6
Coding region: 201-656 (151 amino acids)
Source: RefSeq, a predicted model, not a curated record